AUGUUUUGUGGCGAUGGUGGAGCCACUUUAGGGUUAGGAUUUCUAGUGUGUGAUGGUGGCGUUGAUCGUGGAAGCGAGACAGAGUUAGGGUUUCUCAUCUCGAUAGAAGGGCAGGAUGGACGAGAAAAGCGGGCUAGGAAAACUCAUUCUAUCUGGGGCCAGGGUUUCAUAAAACUCACGCCAUCAUCGAUCUGGGCAUCACCUAAAACCCACCACGAAGAUUUGUUCCCAUCAUCAUUGGUCUCGGUAGGUGCAGCAAGGGCUGCUCAAGCAGUUUUUGGCUGCAUCUCCUUCGAUUCCGGUAGCAUAUUGGCCCGAUGGAGCAAGGCAAGCGGAAACAGUAGCUCCGAUGAGGGUUUUUGCCAUGGUGCUAUGGUUAGUUACGCCUCCUCAUUGGCUCAUCCAUGCUUCAUCUACUUCAAAUCAAUCCAACCGACUCACAAUCGCUUCUUCCCCAUAUCUCUACAGAUCCCGAUCAAAGAAAGCUAUGGAAUUAAGUUUUAUGAACCACAAAAUCUUAUCGUGAAAACAUCUACUCAAAACCACAAGGUUUCUGCUAUUUUGGUGUUCGGAGACUUCACUUCUGAUCCUGGAAACAACAACUACAUUCUGACCCCUUUCAGGGGCAAUUUCCCACAUUAUGGGAGAGAUUUUGCAAACCAAAAAGCGACAGCGAGGUGUACCAAUGGAAAGAAACACAAUCCUAAUUUUCGAAUUUUUUGA
This is a messenger RNA of Lactuca saligna, 723 nucleotides long. Lineage: Eukaryota; Viridiplantae; Streptophyta; Magnoliopsida; Asterales; Asteraceae. The record is from the annotation of a GenBank genome assembly.